GUUAGGUUUUUUUUUUAGUUUCCUACUCUCUUUGGAAGUUCGGCCUCAAGCCCUGGGAGAUCGGUCGGGUGUUUCCCUGUUCUAUUCCGUUCACGAUAACGACGUUGACAGUUUCCGUUUACGCCGGUGGUCUCUUUAAUCGCAUCGAAGCCACUCUCUGCAUCAAAUCUGCACCGAGAAUUAUAGGUUUACGGUUUUCUUUAAUAAGAUCUCUUCCAGAAGUAUUUGCAGUUAUGAUGGACACCAAAUCAUUGGCGAAAUCAAAGAGGGCUCAUUCUCAACACCAUAGUAAAAAACCUCAUUCGAUUAAAAAAUCAAACCCUUCAUCAUCAACCGGUGCUAACGAACCUGCAAAUUCGAAAAAGCAGUCAUUCAAACAAAUCAGAGAGAAAACUCAGCAGGCGCAGCGUAUAUCUGCAUUACCAUCGAAUCGGAAUCGUUAUGAGGAAGAAUUUGAUUCAGGUUCUGAAGAUCUAAGUCAAGAUCCCGAUACUAUUGUGCCCAAGAGUAAAGGAGCGGACUUCCGUCACCUAAUUGUUGAGGCUCAAUCUCAAUCCCACUCAAAUCCUCAUUCGGAUACCCUGUCUUCUUUAGAUGAAAAUUUUCUCGGAGAUUUCAAUCAAUUUGUAGGUUCUAUGCUUGCAGUCAGGGGAGAGGGUCUUUUGUCAUGGACUGGUAAUGAUAACUUUGUUGUGGAUGACACUACAACUGCAAAUCCUGAGGCCUUGUUUUUCUCCCUUAAUUUGCAUGCUCUUGCUGAACAACUUGAAAAAGUAGAUUUAUCCGAGAGGCUUUUCAUUGAAGCAGAUCUAUUACCACCAAAUCUGUGUUCUGAGAGUUCAAAGGUAAACAGUGAUAAGGAAUCUCAGCAAAUGCAAGUGGCAUCUGAUCGAAAAGGGGCAGCAAAGAUAACUGAAGAAAUAAUUCUGAAUGAUUUACCUGAGAAGGUCAACUUAGCUGCUAAAAUUGUUGAGGAUAUGUCGUUUGGGCCUGGAAGCCAGCCCAUAGGUGAUUCUAUUUCCGGUCAAAGUGGUGAAUUCAGUGAGAGUAGAGCUCCCGAAAGCCUUAAUCCUACAUCUGUAUCCAACAAAAAAGUGCCAACGUUCGAAGCGGAAGCUGUAGAGGCUGAAUUGGAUAUGCUUCUUGAUUCUUUCUGUGAUACUAAAACUCUCUAUACUCCCAGCUCAAAUUCCAGAAAACCCUUGAGUGAAUCACUGCCUCAACAUGCAAGAAAGGGUGUCGUUUCAGACAAAGCUCCACUUACAUCCAGUUUUGAUGAUUCACUUAAUGAUUUGUUACGAGAUACUUCAACAUUGGUAAACCGAGGUAUCGUUUCAUCAAAAGCUGCAGCAGUUAAUUCAGCUACUGAAGAUUUACUUGAUGAUUUGUUACAAGAGACAUCCAAAAUUGACCCAAAUGGUUUGUCUGAACAGAAGUUUGCAAAAGCUGCUUGGGAGAACAAUAUUCAGUCUUCAUCCUCGCAACCGGUCAAAAAGUCAAAGGUCUUGGAUGAUUUCGAUUCAUGGUUAGAUACUAUUUGAUGGUUUGCAAUACAAGAAAGUUCAGUCGUUGGAUCAGAUUUGGCUUUUCACUUUGGUAGCGUAAUAUCGAAAAUUAUUUUCAACACUCUAGCAAUCAUGCCUCAGUUGAUUGCUGCUGUAACCUGGUGAUGAAAUAUUUUCCUUUAGACAUUGCUCUCAUGUUGCAAUCA
Hibiscus syriacus is the source of this 1711-nucleotide messenger RNA. RefSeq lists its product as uncharacterized. NCBI's taxonomy places the organism in Eukaryota, Viridiplantae, Streptophyta, Magnoliopsida, Malvales, Malvaceae. The record is from RefSeq and is a predicted model, not a curated record. The coding region runs from base 234 to 1541 and encodes 435 amino acids. The transcript has 5 exons.